UUAAAAAAAAGAACAAACUCUCAUGUUUCUCUCUCUUCUCUCUCUCUCUCUCUCUCUCUCUCUCUCUCUCAAUCAAGUCCUCCGAAGCCUCCAAUUGAAUCCCUCAGAAAACAGAGGAAAAUAAAAAAAAAUCUAGGAGGAAGAGGCUUCUUCACUCAGAAAGCCCAUAUUUUUCUUUGCUCUGAAGAAGAAACAAGAAACAAGAAACAAGAAAGAAAAGGUGGAGACCCAGAGGCUGAGAUGGUUUGCCUCAGAUCCAGGAAACCCAAAUUUUAUGUUAAAAAAGGAUUCAUCUUUUUGGGCUUUCCUGUGAUUCAUAGGGUUGGUUUUCUAUUUCCUAGACGACAAAAGUCUUCCACGUUCGGAGCUGAAAAGGAUGGAGCUAAGAAUUGUAGAGUUAUUAGGUAUAAAAGUCAAAAUGUAACUGCUCGAUGGUGGAUACAGAAGGGACUUGAUGGAAGAGAUGCCUUCGGCAGUUGCAGUGACAUUUAGUUUAGAUAAAUCGUUGUGUGACAACUCUGGAAUCGCAACCCACGUUGAGUUCACGCAGCUCAAGCUGGUAACAGACGCUGGAAAUCUGCCGUUGGAUCCUGCUAAGGUGGUGUGUGCAGAGUCUAUAUCCUGUGGCAACCGAAGUUGCAGUGCUGUAAGGAGUGCAGUUAGCAUGGUGACCAUGUCAGCACAAGGAGAUAACGGAGGUGGUGCUGAUUUGUUUACAAUGUUGCCUGAGAGUGGAAAUAUUCGUGUUACCAGCGAUGUUGUUGUUCAAGUAAGCGGGGAAGAUGAAAUUUUAUCCAUUACUGAUGACAAUAAUGGAAUAAUUAACAAAGAGUUGCUAGCUUUGGAGGUGGGAUCUGAGCUAAGCUUACCAGAUGUCGUGGAGAUUGGAAAUGUUCAAGAUGGUCAGAUUGUUGCCAAGGCUAUUAUCUUGGUGGAAUCAAGUAACGGAAAGGUGCCUUCUGGCGAAGUCAUUGUGGCAGCGGUGAGUCCAGUUUCGGAUAUAUCCAGCAAGUCUGAAUUGGUCACCUCGGCGGUGGUUAUCCAGUCACAUGGCGAGAAUACUUUUGUUAAAGGAGCCACCCGAAGCGUGUUCGAGCUGGACUGUAUUCCCCUUUGGGGCUCGGUAUCCAUUUGUGGAAGAAGACCAGAAAUGGAAGAUGCAGUUGCUGCUGUACCAAGGUUUAUGAAAAUUCCUAUUGAAAUGCUUAUUGAUACUUGUAUGAUUGAUGGAAUCAGUCAAAAUUUGACACACCUAACCAGUCAUUUUUUCGGUGUGUAUGAUGGCCACGGAGGAUCUCUGGUCGCUGACUAUUGUCGCGAGCGCAUCCACUUGGCUUUGGCUGAGGAGAUUGGAUUCAUUAAAGGCGAUUUAAGUGAUGCAAAUCCGGGAGAGAAUCGACAAGUGAGGUGGGAGAAAACCUUCACUUCUUGCUUUCAGAAGGUGGAUGAUGAGAUUGGAGGGAAAGCUGGACGGAGCACUGAUGGAAGCGACGUCGAUGCUUCAGAUGCUAUGUUUGAGCCUGUAGCCCCGGAAACGGUCGGAUCUACGGCUGUGGUUGCAUUAGUCUGCUCAUCGCACAUCAUAGUUGCAAACUGCGGUGAUUCACGAGCAGUUCUAUGCCGUGGCAAAGAACCUGUCCCGUUAUCAGUCGAUCAUAAACCAAACAGAGAGGACGAAUAUGCAAGGAUCGAGGCGUCUGGGGGCAAGGUCAUACAGUGGAACGGGCACCGUGUUUUUGGAGUUCUUGCAAUGUCGAGAUCCAUAGGAGAUAGAUAUUUAAAACCAUGGAUUAUACCGGAACCAGAAGUGAUGGUCCUUCCUCGAACAAGGGAGGAUGAGUGCCUUAUCUUAGCCACCGACGGAUUAUGGGACGUCAUGACGAACGAAGAAGUCUGCGAAGUGGCUCGACGGCGGAUUCUCCUCUGGUACAAGAAGAACGGAGUCACAGCUUCUGCGGAGAGGGGUUUGGGAACAGACCUCGCGGCUCAAGCUGCGGCGGAGCAUCUGUCGAUGCUUGCCCUCCAAAAGGGAAGCAAGGAUAACAUAUCUGUGAUUGUGGUGGAUUUGAAAGCUCAAAGAAAAUUCAAGAGCAAAUCCUGAUGGAGAAGAUGUCCAUCCCAUCAAGCACACGGUCCAAGUCAUUUUAAUCUCCCUAUAUUGACUAGAUUAAGAAAGAAUCUAAUUAAUAUAUUAUAUAUCGCUAAUGUCCAUUCGUUUUUUCUCUUGGGCUCAAUGUGAUUUCUGAAUAUAGAAAUCUGGUGUACUAUAUAUAACAAACAAAUUGUAAUGUGGAAACUAUAAGACGUGGUUUUUUAAGUAUAUGCGUCGUGUUGAAUUCCUGUAAA
Morus notabilis is the source of this 2346-nucleotide messenger RNA. RefSeq names its product protein phosphatase 2C 16. Gene Ontology annotation, molecular function: cation binding; protein serine/threonine phosphatase activity. The coding region runs from base 455 to 2101 and encodes 548 amino acids. The record is from RefSeq and is a predicted model, not a curated record. Lineage: Eukaryota; Viridiplantae; Streptophyta; Magnoliopsida; Rosales; Moraceae. Gene Ontology annotation, biological process: protein dephosphorylation. The transcript has 6 exons.